AAUUCAUAAAUUUCCUGACUACAUAGUUAUUCUAGCAUUCUAGUCAUAAGUUUUUCCCAUUUAUUAAAGUGUUUAUCCACUCCAACUCUGCUUAACUGCUUAGUUGUGGGGGUUACUCCGCGUUUCUUAUGGCCUGGCCUAUGAUGAUUGUCCUCGAAAUUGGCAAGGCGAAAAGGUGCUUCAACAUCAUAAUCCCCGUUCCGGCGAUGGCAGAUGAGAACGAGGCUCGGGGAGACGACUUGGACUUGGUUCGAUGAACCAAUUAGAUCAAACAACUUACACCACUCCACACACACACAGACACACACCACUACUGGGUGCAACAAUACAACAAGCGCUCGUUCAACAUUCAAGAGGCAUCGAUGAUAAUAUUCAUUCAUUUGAUCAAACCGCCGACGAUGUCGAGGACGGAGAUGCAGACGACGAUGGAGACGACUUUCAUUAUGGGCCUGGGCCUCCAGACCCUGUCCCCAGUAGUCCCCCAUCCGAGCUCCAUCACCGUCCACCUCCGUCUACUGGGAGGCCGCCCAAACGCAGUCCAAAACCAAGUCAGGAACCAAGUCGGCGGUUGAGGGGAAGUACAAAAACAUAUUGCCAAAGUAGCAGCAACAGGCAAAGCAACUACGGCAACAUCAUCGACCAACAACAGCAACACGAGAAAUCUCAACAGCAGCAUUAUGCAUCAUUACACUGAGAGAAAGAAGGGCAAGGGGCACAUGAAAGGUUUGGGCCAGCUGUAAGUGGUUGGAAUGGAUCAAAAGGGAUACACUGACAAAGAGUAUAACAAACAGAAGUAUAAUAUAUUACAAUUUUAUCUAGGAUUAUAAAAUAAAUCCUUUCCUUUAACAAUAUAUGCAAACUCACAAUAAACCUUAA
Molecule: messenger RNA, 876 nt
Organism: Drosophila yakuba
Lineage: Eukaryota; Metazoa; Arthropoda; Insecta; Diptera; Drosophilidae
Source: RefSeq, a predicted model, not a curated record